Molecule: messenger RNA, 1513 nt
Organism: Haliotis rubra (blacklip abalone)
Lineage: Eukaryota; Metazoa; Mollusca; Gastropoda; Lepetellida; Haliotidae
Product: ubiquitin-conjugating enzyme E2-17 kDa
Exons: 5
Coding region: 112-579 (155 amino acids)
Biological process (GO): proteasome-mediated ubiquitin-dependent protein catabolic process; DNA repair; protein polyubiquitination
Cellular component (GO): HULC complex
Molecular function (GO): ubiquitin conjugating enzyme activity
Source: RefSeq, a predicted model, not a curated record
GCUGAAACCCGGAUGUAGACGUCAGUGGUCGUGAGAUCGCUGUUGUCAAUACAUAGAAAUCAAGACAUAUAUUAAUCGAACAGUGUAAAUAGCUUUGAUCACACCACUGACAUGUCUACUCCAGCCAGAAGAAGACUAAUGCGCGAUUUCAAAAGAUUACAAGAGGAUCCCCCGGCUGGUGUUAGUGGUGCUCCUACAGAUAACAAUAUUAUGCUUUGGAAUGCUGUUAUAUUUGGGCCUCACGACACCCCUUUUGAAGAUGGUACUUUCAAGUUAACAAUAGAAUUCACAGAGGAGUAUCCAAACAAACCUCCCACAGUCCGAUUUGUGUCAAAGAUGUUCCACCCUAAUGUGUACGCUGAUGGGAGUAUAUGUUUAGAUAUAUUACAGAAUAGAUGGAGUCCUACAUACGAUGUGUCAGCUAUACUUACGUCAAUACAGUCUUUGUUAGACGAACCCAACCCAAACAGUCCAGCUAAUAACAUAGCAGCCCAGCUUUACCAAGACAACCGGCGCGAGUAUGAGAAGCGUGUUAAGACGGUUGUUGAAGAAAGUUGGAUUUACCUAGGGGAGGUGUAAUGAAUUUCCUGAUCUUACUCUUACCUGACCACUUGCCACUUCAAUGUCAUCGUUCACCCUUGUCAUUGUAUGUUCUCCACUGGCAUAUCGGUACAUUUCGGGAGGAAAAAAUACAGAAGCAUGUUAGUCAUAUGAACAGAUACACGUCAUAUAACGGAGUUGUUACUUUGAUUAUUCGUUUGUUAUUCCCAGUCAGUAGGUUUAUAUUUAUUAUUUGUUGAGUUAAAUGUUUACCAGGAGAUAAAUACAAAGUUCAUUAAUAUUUUUCAUUGCUUGAGAAUCAUGUCCUGUGUGGCUCCUUUGAAGUAGUGGAGGGUGAUUUUGUUUUCUUUUGUCAUAUAUCUUUGUUUCUUAAUAGUUUUUAUUAAAUAAUGGAAGGGAAAAUAGAGAUCUGGAUAUUUGAUUGCUACUUUUGAGUUGCUUGUGGCAUCUUUGACAUGGUAAUAUUGAUUGCAUGUUGUCCACAAUCCAAUUUCUCAAGGCAUUUUCUCCAUUGUGUCCCGUGAACUUGUCCAUGUUCUCCUGCUGGAUGCAAACUAAUCACAAGUGUUACUGUUGUAAUGCAAUACUCUGCAGCUUGACCAAGUUUUUUUUCAUUGUCUCGUUUUUAGAAUUAUUAUUCAGUCAACUAAUCUAAACUCUCAUGUGAUGUUCCCAAAUGUAGCGGCACCAGAAGACUUGACCUGAUUGACAACCUAGGUUAACAUACCGGGUAUUGCUAGUCAGGCUUUUACACAUAAUGGGAAGGGAUUGGGUCAGUUUGCCAGUACGGCAUGCUAACUGUUAAAUUAUCGUGAGCUGAGAAAGAUGGCUGCUUCUGUACAAUGUAACAAUUAUUAUUGAAUGCACGUGUAAUUUUUGUGUUCAUGAAGACGGUAAGUCUUUGUAAUGUAGAGGCUGUACAAAGUGUAAUAAAGACAAAAUCAAACAUACA